Molecule: messenger RNA, 3507 nt
Organism: Boleophthalmus pectinirostris (great blue-spotted mudskipper)
Lineage: Eukaryota; Metazoa; Chordata; Actinopteri; Gobiiformes; Gobiidae
Product: murinoglobulin-2-like
Cellular component (GO): extracellular region
Molecular function (GO): endopeptidase inhibitor activity
Source: RefSeq, a predicted model, not a curated record
CCUGUGCUCUGUCAGAUAUGUGCGGUCGGAGGUGAGUCUGGUUCAGACAUGGGUCCUGGCUGCAGCUCGUGGUGGAGGCGGCUCCUCCUCGUACUCGCCCUGAGCCUGGGGGCCUCUGCAGACCCUCAGUUCCUGGUGGUGCUCCCUGCGGUGGUGGAGUCUGGGAGUACGGUGAAGUUCUGCAUGAGUCUGCUGCAGGUCUCUGAGGAGCUGAACUUCACCGUGAGUCUGAUCAAAGACGAGAAGACGAGUUUACUCACAGACACAGUGGACGACGACACAAACACCUGCAGGACAUUUCAGGCUCCUGUUGUUGAAGAUUCUGAAAUCCAGAAUUUUGAGUUUGAAAUCAAAGGAAAAAACUUUCAACGAUGGGAAACUCACAAAAUCCAAAUCAAGAACCACGGACUGAAAACGUUUAUCCAGACCGACAAACCCCUGUACCUGCCCGGGCAGACAGUGCAUUUUCGAGUGGUGACGUUGGACUCGAAGCUGAGACCUGCAAAUGGUUCGUACGAACUCGUGGAGAUGAAGGAUUACCGUGGUAACCGUGUGGCUCAGUGGUUGGAGCAAAGUUCGUCCGGGAGGAUCCUACAGUUGACCUUUGACCUUGACCCUCAUGCCGUAGAGGGAACCUACUCUGUGUCUGUGAAGGUCAAAGGUCAGAGGCACCCCGUCACUCACACAUUCGUGGUGGAGAAGUACGUUCUGCCAAAGUUUUCUGUUGAAGUGGAGGCUCCAGAUGAAGUCAGCAUCGCUCUGGAAGAACUCUCCUUUAAAGUGUGUACAAAAUACACGUUUGGUCAGUCGGUGCCGGGGCAGGUGGAGGUCAGUGUGUGCAGAGACUUUGAACCACAGAGAUACAGCCCAAGUCCAAAAGUAAACCCCCCUGUGUGCCACAAAGAAGUACAGGAGGUGCCCAAAGAUGGCUGUGCGUCCUUCUCCAUUCCAACAUCUCAGUUUAAAAACAUCUCUCGGAUGGAAGCUGCAUACAGCAUAAACGCCAUGAUGAUCGAAGAGGGAACAGACCUGAAGCAGUCUGUGACGCAGAAGAUCAAGAUCUCCUAUGAAAUUGGAAAAGUGGAGUUUGUGAAUCCUCCCAACAGAUACAACCCUGGUGAAGUACUGGAGCUGCAGGUGAAGGUGGUGCAUUAUAAUAACACACCAGUCUCCCACACUGAGGUCCAUCUGAUCACAGAAGAUGACGAUGAGCUCCAAAAGCUGAAGACUGACCAGGACGGACACGUUACCUUCAGCUUCAACACCAGCUCCUACUCAGGCUCUGUCGGUCUGAAGGUGCAGGUGCAGUUCUCUCCUCCCUCCUCCGUCCCCGGGGAGGACAGCUCUCUCUCCGUCUCCGCUGCUCCUCUGUCUCUGUGUGGACUCAGCGCCGUGGACAAGAGCGUCCUCAUCCAGAAACCAGGGAAAAGUCUGGACCCAGACAAGUUCCUGUCCCUUUUGCCGGUCCAAAGAGCAGAGUCUUUUCCUGAUAGUAUUGAGGACCCUCAGGAGUGCACAAAAGUGCGCUCCAGACGAUAUGUUAUUCACCCACGGAGGAACACUGACGAUGUUUACCACGAACUCAAGAUGGACGUGCAGGCGGCGCCCUCUGCUGGCUUCACCCUCACGCCUCUGUCCUCAGACCAGUACAGGUCGUGUCUCUGCGGCAACGAGCGCAAGACCCUGAGCUGGAUCCUGCUCGCCUCCUCCCUCGGUGAGGUAAACGUUACGGUGACAGCAGAGGCGGUUUCUUCUGACGUCCCGUGUGAUAACGAGGUCCAGAGCCUCCCCGAGCGAGGACGCAAGGACGUGGUGACGAGGACGCUCCGGGUCAAAGCUGAAGGAACAGAAGUGUCCAAGACCUUCAACUGGCUCCUCUGCCCCAAAGAUGAGCCUCUGAAGGAGCAGGUGGAUCUGACUCUUCCUGAAGACGUGAUCCCUGGAUCGGCCCGGGCCUCGGUCUCUGUCGUGGGAGACGUUUUGGGUCGUGCGAUGAAGAACUUGGAUGGUCUCCUGAAGAUGCCGUACGGAUGUGGAGAGCAGAACAUGGCUCUUCUCGCUCCAAACAUCUACAUCCUGGAGUAUCUGAAGAACACACAGCAGCUCAGCCCCGACGUCACCGACAAGGCCCUCAAGUUCCUCCACAGCGGAUACCAGAGACAGCUGAACUACCAACACUCUGAUGGAGGCUACAGCGCCUUCGGCCGAGGAGACGCCAACACGUGGCUGACGGCGUUCGUGGUCCGGUGUUUCUCCAAGGCCCGUGCCUUCGUCUACAUCGACCCAACAAAGAUCACCCUGUCCCGGACUUGGCUCAUGAGCCGACAGAAGGACGACGGGUGCUUCAGACCAUCAGGAGAACUCUUCAACAACAGGAUGAAGGGUGGAGUGUCCGAUGACGUCACCCUCAGCGCUUACAUCACAGCUGCUUUUCUGGAGAUGAACAUGACAGAAUCUGACUCGGUGGUAGAACGUAGCCUCUCGUGUCUGAAGAACCACUCGGAGAACCUGGAGAACCUCUACACCACAGCUCUGAUGGCCUAUGUGUUCAGUUUGGCUGGAGACACAGAGACUCGCGCUCAGCUCCUCCACAGACUGAGCUCCCGAGCCACAGACGAAGGUGGUCAGGUGCACUGGUCUUCUUCUUCUUCUUCUUCUCUGUCGGUGGAGAUCUCGUCGUACGUGCUCCUCUCCGUCCUCACGGCGCCCUCUGUGGGUGUGGAGGACCUGAGCUACGCCUCCAAGAUCGUGCGCUGGCUCACAGGACAACAGAACCCCUAUGGAGGCUUCCAGUCCACUCAGGACACAGUGGUGGCGCUGCAGGCUCUGUCCCUGUACUCUGCUGUGGUCUACAGUCCGGACGGGUCCAGCACGGUCCUGGUCCGGGAUCUGAACCGGCCCACAGAGGGGUCUUUGUCCUUCACCGUGGAGCCGAGCAACAAGCUGCUGUACCAGGAGCGCCCUCUGGGGGGCGCCGCGGGGCAGUACAGUGUGGAGGUGACAGGGAGCGCCUGCACCUCCAUACAGGUCUCUCUGUUCUAUAACGUCCCGGUUCCGUCUGAGGUCCGGACUCUGGGGGUGAAGGUCGAGACUCAGAUGGAGUGCGGCGGCUCGGUGCUCCAGCUCCUCCUACAGGCCGAAUACGGUGGAGAGCAGAACAGCACAAACAUGGUGAUCCUGGACGUGAAGAUGCUCUCAGGGUUUGUGCCUCAUGAAGCGUCUCUGAAGAACCUGGAGUUUGAGUCUGGAGUCGACCGAGUGGAGCAGGACAAAGAUCACAUCCUCCUCUACAUCAAAGAGUUGUCUAAAGAUGUGCCCGUGUCCUUCCGUCUGCGUCUGGUUGAGGAAAUUCAGGUCCAGAGCCUCAAACCUGCUGUGGUCAGAAUCUACGACUACUACCAACCAAGUGACGAGGCAGAGACAGAGUACACGUCCCCGUGUGCUGCUCCAAACAAACACUGAACAUUUUAUAAACAGUAAAUUACAAAUAAACAAACAACAAACGAA